UUUUUAAUAUUUUUGAAUUCAAAUGAAACAAAAACUUAAAUUCAACAACUGAAAGGUAGUCUCAGGCAUCUUCAUGACAGUGUUCAUCUCAGCUGCCAGAGCAGCUGAGUCCACUGGAGCUGAAGCUUGCUGGUUGGCUUUCGGAUUGUUAGCAAUAAGUGCUGCCACAGGCUACCUUAUAUAUCUUCAGUACUACAAGGAACUGCCAUUUGACAAAAGUCAUCCCUUGUAUGAAGGCAAGAGAGAACCUGAAGAAGAGGAAGCUAAAAAUCUCAGGAUGGACAAUGAAGAUAGAGAGGCAUAUCCAGAAGGAAGGAAUUAUAGAGAAAAGGAUGAAAUGAGAAAAGACACUCAAGAGCAAAGACAUAAUGACUUUGAGCACCCAAAUAGCGUUAAACCUCAAGGAAAUAUUGCGAGUCCUAAAGAUGUAAAGGUCAGAGUUGAUGAAGAGAGCAGUGAAGGCACAGAGAGACAAAAUGAGAUGAUGAAAAAGAAAGCUACGGGCCAUCGUGCUGGGAGUAAAAAGGAUCCUUUUGCUCCAAAGGAUCCCAAUGCAAACUUGAAGAAUUCUAAAAAUAAACAUAAGGAAGUCCAUGCAAAGAAAAUAAAUGAAGAGGAUAAUGAGUCUUCAGAUGCUGAAGAAAAUGAGAGCUCUGAAGAUAAUGAAGACUCCGAAGAAAACGAAAGCUCUGAAGAAAAUGAGGAUUCUGAAUCUGAGUCACAAGAAGCUUCUCAUACCAAUGUAAUGAGAAAAGGUCAUUAUUCACAAAACGAGCCAAUAGACUCAGGAAAACAUGGCAAAAAGACAGCUGCCAUAUUAAUGGGGAAAAAAUAAAUAGAUAGUUCAUUUUUGUU
This is a messenger RNA of Moneuplotes crassus, 855 nucleotides long. NCBI's taxonomy places the organism in Eukaryota, Ciliophora, Spirotrichea, Euplotida, Euplotidae. The record is from the annotation of a GenBank genome assembly.